AUGAAAGUUCAGAGAAGCAAAAUAGAUCCCAAGAAUAACUCAGGAAGUAUGGAAAUUGUUGCAGAGCAUCAGGAUGAUAUUUAUGUCCUUGGAAUGGUUAUAAGCAUGGGAGACAUGGUAACAUCAAGCACUACGCGGAAAAUACAGAUUGAUGCAAAAACACAGCAGAGAAUAUCGCUUACAUUGAAGAUCAAGAUAGAGACGGUUAGUGUUGAUCUUGGCAGCUCUACAAUAUAUUUGAAAGGGAAAACAGUCAUAAUGCAUGAGCACGUGAAGUUAGGAUCGUACCAUACGCUAGACAUAACGCCUGGCCAUGCUUUUGAAUUGGAGAAGCAAGAAUGGCCGUGCCAGUCAAUCAAGCUGCUUAAAGAGGCAACUAAGCCACAGCCGGAAAUGAUUUUUAUAAUAUUCUAUGAGAAGGAGUGUGUUGUGUCUGUUGUCUCAAGAACUAGAAUCAGUAUUUUGAUGAAGCAAGAAAUAAAAAACAAGAAGUUCUGCAAUAUUAUCAAGACACUAGAGAAGCAUGCAGGCGUGAUAGAUCUUUUUGUGGUUGCAAGUGCAUUUGAGGUGCGAAAUGAGUUCUACAAGGCAGUUUCAUGUUCAAAGGAGCUUUCGAAAGCACUAAAAAGCUUUUGCGUAGUGAAAGUACCAGCAGAAUGCAAAGGAUGUUCGAAUUCGAAGAUCAUUAACACGAUUCUUACAAACAAGGAGCUUUCGAAAAUGUUCCAGGGAAUCCAGUAUGUGGAGGAUUUGAAGCAAGCAGAGAAUUUCUUUGUUGCAUUUGCAAAAGGCUCUGAGCUGGUUUGCAUUGGGAUGGACGACAUCCGAGAGGCGAUGGACUAUGGCGCACUGGAAAGGGUGGUGAUAAUUGAUGAGAAGGUUAAGCCGAACAAUGUUGAAGAGAGAAUGAAGGCAGAGAUAUUCUGUAGGGAGUUGGGAGCAAUUAACUGUAAAAUAUCGAUUAUUCCAGCAGCACACUUUUGCGGAGAGAAGCUGAAAGAGAUGGGAGGAGUGUGUGGAAUGCUGAAGUUUAGUUAUAAAUGA
Messenger RNA from Ordospora pajunii, 1044 nucleotides. RefSeq lists its product as uncharacterized. NCBI's taxonomy places the organism in Eukaryota, Fungi, Microsporidia, Ordosporidae. Gene Ontology annotation, cellular component: cytoplasm. The record is from RefSeq and is a predicted model, not a curated record. The coding region runs from base 1 to 1044 and encodes 347 amino acids. Gene Ontology annotation, biological process: nonfunctional rRNA decay; nuclear-transcribed mRNA catabolic process, no-go decay; RNA surveillance. The transcript has a single exon.